Messenger RNA from Candoia aspera, 592 nucleotides. It is a transcript of the gene SNRPF, whose product is annotated as small nuclear ribonucleoprotein polypeptide F. Gene Ontology annotation, molecular function: RNA binding. The coding region runs from base 1 to 264 and encodes 87 amino acids. The transcript has 3 exons. Gene Ontology annotation, biological process: mRNA splicing, via spliceosome; spliceosomal snRNP assembly. The record is from RefSeq and is a predicted model, not a curated record. Gene Ontology annotation, cellular component: U1 snRNP; catalytic step 2 spliceosome; pICln-Sm protein complex. NCBI's taxonomy places the organism in Eukaryota, Metazoa, Chordata, Lepidosauria, Squamata, Candoiidae.
AUGCAGAGUUUGCCUCUCAAUCCAAAGCCAUUCCUAAAUGGGCUGACUGGGAAGCCAGUAAUGGUGAAAUUGAAGUGGGGAAUGGAAUACAAGGGCUACCUUGUAUCAGUUGAUGGCUACAUGAAUAUGCAGCUUGCCAAUACAGAAGAAUAUAUUGAUGGUGCACUGUCUGGACAUCUUGGUGAAGUUCUGAUAAGGUGCAACAAUGUCCUGUAUAUAAGGGGUGUAGAGGAAGAAGAAGAAGAUGGAGAAAUGAGAGAAUAAUGCUGGAAAAUCUUGUGGUUUUUUUUAUUGUGUUAAAUAUAUAUUCAGUUAUAGCUUUCUAAAAAAUUUCAUGUAACUUUAAACUUGGGAGCAGAAAACUACAUAUUGUUGAAAGAAACAAUCAAUAUGAAAAAUAAACAACAGGGGUGAUAGUUCCUAAAACCAGGAUUAUUUAGUCUUAGUUCAAAAGUUUUAAAGCAAACAGGAUCAUAUUUAUUCUGUCACCAUUUACUUUGUGUGACUGUUGCACUAAGCUAGGAAUGAGCUCUAUAACUAGUCCAAAAAUACAUUUUACAAAAAAAUUCAAGUAAAGUAGUAAUCAUCUUCA